AUAAAAUACGAGGAAUACUCGAGAUACUCGUGAUCAUUUUUUUGUGUAUUCCAAAAUAUCCAGAAAAUAAUUACACUUGUAAAUUGAUUAAAAUCAUUUCCAGUAACUUUAUGUACGUAUUUAUUAUCCAAUCAACCAACGCACGCUCUCUUUGAGGGGACGUAUCUACAUGUACUAAAGAAAUUUAUUUAAUGCAAUCUGACCGAUUCUGAGAUGGCCACAGCGCGUGGAUCUCUUGGCCAAGUAGUGACACUCAUUAGUGUGGAGGAUGUAUUUGAAAAACUUGGAGGCUUUUCCUGGUUCCAAAUGUGGGCCAUGGUAGUGAUAAUAUCUCCAGAAAUAGUGGCAGCAAUGAUUGCAUUGUCCCCCGUUCUGACGGGGUCGAGUGAUGUCCUCUUCGUUUGCGAAACCCUGACAGGGAGAAGUUUCAACAUUUCUGCCGAAGAUAUUAAGACUGAUGACGUCUGCGAUGGGAUUUUGAGACCGAUGGGACAUCACUACACCUCCGUUGUGCAAGAGUGGUCACUGGUCGGGAGCAAAGCAUGGGUGUCAGAUUUAGUUACCAGUGUGCAAAUGCUGGGAAGUAUGACGGGUGCAUUGUUGGCUUCUCAGUUUGCUGAAAGUUUUGGGAGAAAGAAGGCCCAUUUUGGAUUGUGCUUUCUCAUGGGAGGUUUUGGUUUUGCGUCUGGUUGGGCGCCAGACCCUUAUUCCUACGCUGCGACCAGAUUCGUUGCAGGAUUUGCGGUUGGUGGUUGUUUCGUUGUUUAUAUGAAUUAUCUCAUGGAGUUUUUGACCCCAUCGUUCCGAACGAUUUGUGGGUGCGUGAGUCUCUGGGCGGUGGGAGAAAUGAUGCUGGCCUUCAUCGCGUACAACCUCCCGCACUGGAGACACUUAACUUUUGCCACGACGUUGCCCACCUUUUUAAUAUUUUUCGCUUAUCCUUUUUUCCCAGAAAGCCCACGCUGGCUUUUAUGCAAGGAAAGGACGGAAGAAGCGUUGGAAGUUUUCGACAAGAUUGCCAGAUGGAACAGGAAGCCUGGCAUGGAUCCUGCGGAGAUAAAGACGCUCCAAAAAUGCAUCACCCACAGCGUGGACUCCUCCUCGGAAUCGUUAUCCAUCGUGGAAUCCUUUAAAAUCCUCAAGUUUAAGGAGUUUCGGGUGCAAUUAGUGAUUCUUAUGGUGGCCUGGUUUACGUGUCAAUUGGUUUAUUACGGGAUCAGUUUUAACAUGAAGCAUUUGGAUGGGAAUCCAUACUGGAACGUGUUUUACAUGGGGGUUCUCGAUCUGCCGGGAAGCUUUACAGGGAUUUUGUUCAAUAAUAGACUAGGACGGAAGAAAACGUUCAUUAGUUUCCUCGUGAUUGCGUCAUUCUUCUUGGUGGGCCUGGCUGCCAUCGAUAUCACGUUAUCCAUCGAGUAUCCCGCCUUGGUCAAUGUGCUUUCCCUCAUAUCUCGAUACUUCAUUUCCGCUGCCUUCGCAGUUUUGUCCUGCUUCACGGCAGAAUCCUUCCCAACCGUGGGGCGAGUUAGUUGCAUGGGGUUGUGCGCUCUUUGUGGAAACAUUGGGGCAGUUUUUGCCCCACAAUUUACAUUUCUGGGCACGAUGGCGAAAUCCGCCCAUUUCAUCAGCUUUGGAUUACUGAGUCUUAUCACGGUCGGGGUAUCCUGGAAGUUGAAGGACAGCACGGGAAAACCACUGCAAGACUCGGUCGAAUUAAGUCAAGUCGCAUCACCGUGAAGUUUAAAGUUUAAUCAUCUUUGAAUUGAACAGUGAUGGUCAUUGGUCAGUAUUAAUCAGAUCUUUUGCUCGGGAGGAUUCUCUGCCAGUCAUAAAUACAAACCAGCACUUUGAACAAUUUGUUUUUACACGUAUUUACAUAUGAGAAAUGCCAUUUUCAUGUACGCAAAUCAUCAUUGCAUAUAACUCCACUAUGAUUCUUGGUUUUAGAUUUAUUAGUUCAUGAAUCAUUUUGUAGUGUGUAAAAAAAUGUAUGCGUUAGUUUUAAAAGAAAUAAAUGGAUAAAUUAUUAUUAAUCAAGA
Messenger RNA from Folsomia candida, 2039 nucleotides. Its product is annotated as organic cation transporter protein. Gene Ontology annotation, cellular component: membrane. The record is from RefSeq and is a predicted model, not a curated record. Bases 214 to 1737 code for a protein of 507 amino acids. Gene Ontology annotation, molecular function: transmembrane transporter activity. Gene Ontology annotation, biological process: transmembrane transport. The transcript is spliced from 11 exons. NCBI's taxonomy places the organism in Eukaryota, Metazoa, Arthropoda, Collembola, Entomobryomorpha, Isotomidae.